Molecule: messenger RNA, 849 nt
Organism: Sclerotinia sclerotiorum 1980 UF-70
Lineage: Eukaryota; Fungi; Ascomycota; Leotiomycetes; Helotiales; Sclerotiniaceae
Exons: 1
Coding region: 1-849 (282 amino acids)
Source: RefSeq, a predicted model, not a curated record
AUGAACAUUCCAUUGUCCGAACACGUCACGGCUUCAAGUCUCGGAUCUCUCAAAUUUCCACCUUCACCUCCUCAUAGACACGACCUUUCUUCCUUGACGAAGGUCUAUGAUCCUUGUCAAUAUCUUAAAGAAGGAACACGAGCUUCUCAAGCCGAGAUUACAUCUUUCUAUUCUCCUGCAAAUUCCUUAUAUGAGCCAGAUGGAACAUCAACAAACGCUUCAACUCCUCCAAUGCCCGGAAUACAACAAGUCAAUGGCUCGUCGUCUUCGCUUCAACCUUCAUCAGCUUCUCAACCAUCACAUCCAUCUCGACGAACAACAGCUCCUCCUUGUCCUCAGUGCAAAGGACACAAGUAUGGCUUCACAUCAUAUUUUCACAACACCAACGUUUUUUCCGAGCCACCUCACGACCUCCUCAUGUUUGUGGAGCAAACUUAUCUCUUGAGAAAUCGGCUCGAGAGCCUGAUGAUUAACUAUGUCACCAGGACGGUUGACAAUAGCCGGCUGGAAGUGAUCAGUAAUGAGGUUAUGGAAUGGAAGGGUCGUGUAGAAUGUCUAGCAAGAGAGAUCUUGAUAUCUUCAAUGGGAUUUGAACUGAACACGGAAGGCCUUGAAGCGGUGAAAGAUUGGGCGGCGAAACUAGUUCAAAGAUUGAAUAAUCACGUGCGUGGAAUUGUGAGGAUGGAACUUUCAAAUGAAGAUCAAAAGGGACUGCUGAUUGACUUCAAAAAACUAUGGGAGGUGGUCUGGACAAGUUAUUUGCUGGAUCGAAAUAAUCGGAGGAUGUCGGGAAGAUCAUUGCGGUCAAGAGAUACAGUUGAUACCGAUUUACCAUCCUCGGAACUCUAG